This is a messenger RNA of Scylla paramamosain (green mud crab), 2584 nucleotides long. RefSeq lists its product as uncharacterized. NCBI's taxonomy places the organism in Eukaryota, Metazoa, Arthropoda, Malacostraca, Decapoda, Portunidae. Bases 1 to 1122 code for a protein of 373 amino acids. The transcript has 3 exons. The record is from RefSeq and is a predicted model, not a curated record.
AUGAGGGAAAGCAGCUUGUGUGCUGUCAUCGGGACGGGGCGCUCACAACUUGGAAUCUCACACAAACCUCUCCCAGACCCACCUCUAAUAUCUUCCACCACGAUUUGGCCAGGAGAGAUCUGGCCUCCGUUAAGUCAUCAUCAGGUUUGGCCAGGGGAGAUUUGGCCUAAGUUUAGUCAAUAUCAGGUUUGGCCAGGAGAGAUUUGGCCUAAAUUUAGUCAAUAUCAGGUGUGGCCAGGGGAGAUUUGGCCUCCGUUAAUUCAUCAUCAGGUUUGGCCAGGAGAGAUUUGGCCUUUUAGUCAUCAUCAGGUUUGGUCAUGGGAGAUUUGGCCUAAGUUUAGUCAAUAUCAGGUUUGGCCAGGGGAAAUUUGGCCUAAAUUUAGUCAAUAUCAGGUUUGGCCAGGGGAGAUUUGGCCUCCGUUUAGUCAAUAUCAGGUUUGGCCUGGGGAGAUCUGGCCUUUUUGUCAUCAGCAGGUAUGGCCAGGGGAGAUAUGGCCUUUUAAUCAUCAUCAGGUUUGGCCAGGGGAGAUCUGGCCUCCGUUAAGUCAUCAUCAGUUGUGGCCAUGGGAGAUUUGGCCUAAGUUUAGUCAAUAUCAGGUUUGGCCAGGGGAGAUUUGGCCUCCGUUAAAUCAUCGUCAGGUUUGGCCAGGGGAGAUUUGGCCUCCGUUAAGUCAUCAUCAGGUUUGGCCAGGGGAGAUUUGGCCUCCUUUUAGUCAAUAUCAGGUUUGGCCAGGGGAGAUCUGGCCUCUUUGUCAUCAUCAGGUAUGGCCAGGGGAGAUUUGGCCAUUUAAUCAUCAUCAGGUUUGGCCAGGGGAGAUCUGGCCUCCGUUAAGUCAUCAUCAGGUUUGGCCAGGGGAGAUUUGGCCUCCGUUUAGUCAAUAUCAGGUGUGGCCAGGGGAGAUUUGGCCUUCAGUUAGUCAAUAUCAGGUUUGGCCAGGGGAGAUCUGGCCUCUUUGUCAUCAUCAGGUAUGGCCAGGGGAGAUUUGGCCUUUUAGUCAUCAUCAGGUUUGGCCAGGGGAGAUCUGGCAUCCAUUAAGUCAUCAUCAGGUUUGGCCAGGGGAGAUUUGGCCUCCGUUUAGUCAAUAUCACGUUUUGGCCAGGGGUGAUUUGGCCUCUGUUUAAUCAAUAUCAGGUUUUGACCAGGGGAGAUCUGGCCUAAGUUUAGUCAAUAUCAGGUUUGGCCAGGGGAGAUUUGGCCUUUUUCUCAUCAUCAGGUAUGGCCAGGGGAGAUUUGGCCUUUUAGUCAUCAUCAUGUUUGGCCAGGGAAGAUUUGGCCUCCGUUAAGUCAUCAUCAGGUUUGGCCAGGGGAGAUUUGGCCGCAGUUUAGUGAAUAUCAGAUUUGGCCAGGGGAGAUUUGGCCUCCGUUAAGUCAUCAUCAAUGUUUAGUCGCCAUUAAGUUGGUGGCUUGGCAGGCAGGGUGCUCCAACACGGGAGCGUCGCCCUGCCCCUGUGGUGCUUUGCUCUUCUUGGCGCGCCAGAGGCGGGCCUGCUCUCGGCCCUUCCGGGCGGCCUCGGCUCUGCACCGGGCCACCCGCUUCUGCACCUCGGUGAGCUGCUGGGUCUUGCUGUAGUCAAAUCGUUCGCCGUAAAGUACAAUUUUUAAUCUUGAUUGUUUUAUUUAAUGAUCGAAAAGACAACUGAAAUGGGAAAGUGUGAAAAAAUUAAGAAGGAGGAUGAAAAGAUAGUGAAGAGAAUAAAAGAUAAGGGAAAGUAUAAACACAGUAUGAUAACAAAAUUAAAAGCACUAAACGAACACAACCAAAAAAACAAUGUCAAUCAAAUCAAACAAUAAUACGAAAGACUCGAAAAAAAAAAAAAAACACUUGCGUGAACUGUAAAAACAAUCACAAACCUUAACUAUAAGGAUCUCAAGAAGACACUUAAAGAAACACAGCCCCUCAGAAAACAUUCCGGUGUGUGUUGAGGGAAGGAAACGGAGAGGAGGGAGUAAACAGCGUCAAUUCCCGAUGAGAUGACGAGAACACGCUUGGUAAAAAGGACACGCACAUCACAAAUAGGCUUCCGGCGUCUUUGGGUCUCGUCCUCCUUCGAUCACCCGACAUCAAGCGCCUUCCUCAAUCGGAUUUUGAAUUUCUGGCGCGACCUUUGAAUCCUUAGGGGAGAAAAUAAGUGUGCCGCAUCAAGAUCAAGAGCAGAGACAAUACAGGGCAAGGCUGUGUGGCAAGGUAGAGGCCAAUAACACUCCCAGUCACGUCAACAGAGAGAGAGAGAGAGAGAGAGAGAGAGAGAGAGAGAGAGAGAGAGAGAGAGAGAGAGAGAGAGAGAGAGAGAGAGAAGGCAGGGAAAAAGAAUAUAGAAGAAGAAGAAGAAAGAAAAAAGAAGAAAAAUGAAGAAGAAAGGAAGAUGUAAGGAAGGGUGAAAAUGGAGUAUGAGAGUAAUCUAAAGAAAAGAAAGAAAAUGAAGAGGGGAAUGGAUGAAAAGGAAAAGGGAGGAAGAGAAGGAAGGGAGAAGAGAAGAAGGUGGAUAAAUUAGGAAAUAAGACAGAACUGGAAAAAAGAAAGGAAUAAAGGAACGAAAGAAAGGAGAAAGGAGAAUUAGAAAGUAAGUAAAUAAAUGGAACAAA